UUUUAAUUUAGUUUGAAUGUCAAAAUCUGUGAUUGCUGUGUUGUUUACCUAAAAAUGAUUGGUAUUUUACACUAAAAUCCAGUUAAAAUCAAUAAUACUUGUUCUCAAAAUAGGCGAAUCAUGGCAGAAUCCAAGAGUACCGAGGAUAAUCCUCUCGACAUCAAUGGCACCAACUUUAAUCCAGAUCUGUACAUGGAGAAAUUGCUGAAAGUUGCGAAUUUGAAACAAGUUAUGGACAAAGAAGCUGAAAUUGUUACUCAGAGCCAGUUUUUACAGUCAGAAAUGCAAACUCUAGUGUAUGAAAAUUACAACAAAUUCAUAUCGGCUACAGAGACCGUUCGUAAAAUGAGGUCAGACUUCAAAAUAAUGCAGGAGGAGAUGAACAAACUGACCGAGAACAUGAGCAAGAUAUCCUCCUUCAGCGACCAGAUAUCCGAGUCCCUGCACGAGAGCGAGACCAGCCUGAGCCGGCUCUGCGCCACGCGGCAGCUGCUCGACAAGCUACAGUUCCUGUUCCUCCUGCCAUCUCAGCUGAAUACUGCCAUUAAUGAAGGGAGAUACACCGACGCAGUCCACGACUACACGCACGCUCAGAGAGUAUUACACAAGUAUGGAAAUCAGCCAUCCUUCCAGAGCAUCCAAACUGAAUGUUCUGAAAUAAUAUACAGCUUAAAGAAUACUCUUCGUGAGAGACUGCUCAGUCCUGACACCACAGCGGCCGAGCUGGCUGAGAGCGUCAGCCUGCUGCGGCAGUUGCAGGAGACAGACUCCUCUCUGCAGGAUAUAUUCUUAAGUUGCUCCAAAAGCAGACUGGAUCAGCAUCUACAGACUUUAAACUCCAUGGUAGAGACUACGGAUAUCCUGGAGUGGGUGGAGAAAUGCAACAACACACUUCUCGCUGAUCUCGGUAUCAUCAUAUCCUGUUAUCAUGAAAUGUUUCAGGAAAACUAUGACACUCAUUUACCUGAGUUUGCUGAAGUGGUCAUGUCACAGGUUUAUCAUCUCUUCAACCAAGUUGUGAAGGUUCCUGAAAAUAUUGGAACUGAAAUUUUAAUUAGAGGUCUGGAUAAAUAUUUCAGAAAGCUACAAGCUAUGACAGAUAUUAUAUCCAGUGAAGUGAUGGCCAACAAGGCAAUGGAGGCAGUUGUUCAAUGUAUAAACCACAAGGCCACUAUUCAGCAGCAGAACAUACAAAAUCAAUUCAAAGAAAGCCUCAUGAAAGUUAGGCAAUCCCUAGCAAGUAAAGGAUCUGAGAGUGCUGAUUUGAAGGAUAUACUGAACACUUUGCAAGUCUAUCUAAUGCAGAAAAUUCAGGCUUCACUACUAGAUUUGAUGGCCUUCCUACAAAACAAUCUAUCAUUUGGUCUGAAACCAUGGUGCGCCAGGGCCGUUUCAGAAGCAUGCUGGAACAUAAUAUCUGAAACUAUGAUAAACCUCUCAGACAUGGUGACGAAAAUGGCCAACACACAGAAUUCCAGCAACAACAUUCCUUUCGAAUUACUUCUUAUUUUAGCCAAGUUAUGUUUGGAGCUGCAGGAAAGCGGGGUGUCGACGCUGCACACGCACCUGCAGAAGCUGCUGGAGGAGACGGCGCCAGGGCUGCAGCUCGAGGGCAGGGACGCGGGCGGCGCGCUGGGGCCGCUGGGGGCCGCGGCGCAGGCGGCGCUGGACGCGCAGGUGCGGCACGCGGGCACCACCGCGGCGCAGAUGCUGCGCGUGUCGGUGCUGGCGCGGGACUGGCUGCGCGCGCCCGAGCCCCGCGGCCCGCGCGCCGUGUGCCGCCGCGUGGUGGAGACACUCGCCGCCGCCGACGCCGCCGCCGCGCAGCUCUUCCCCUCCAGCGUCAAGGCGUCCAGCGACUCGAGCCGCCGGACCAUCUGGUCGCGGACGGCGUCGUCGUUCUCGCCCAUUAACAGGUUGUUCUCGGAGAGAAUCGAGGUGUUCAGCCCGGCGUGCGCGGACCGCGGGGCGCUGGCGACGGGCGCGCUGAAGGUGGCACUCAAGGCGCUGGUGGAGUGCGCGCGGCUGCGCACGUUCGGGCGGCACGGGCUGCAGCAGCUGCAGGUGGACUUGCACUUCCUGCAGCAGCGGCUGGCGGGCGACGAGCGCGUGCUGGCUGCGCUGCUGGACGACGCACUCGCGUCCGCGCGCCUGCGCUGUGUCGACCCGCAGCUCAUGGAUCCCAGCAUUGUUGAUAUAAUUUGUGAGAGAGGAUAGGUUUAAGUUUUAAUGUAUUGUAUAUUUGAUUAAUAAAUGCUUAUUUAUU
Messenger RNA from Plutella xylostella (diamondback moth), 2266 nucleotides. RefSeq names its product vacuolar protein sorting 51 (gene Vps51). The record is from RefSeq and is a predicted model, not a curated record. Gene Ontology annotation, cellular component: GARP complex; membrane; EARP complex. Gene Ontology annotation, biological process: lysosomal transport; Golgi vesicle transport; Golgi organization. Lineage: Eukaryota; Metazoa; Arthropoda; Insecta; Lepidoptera; Plutellidae.